Phoenix dactylifera (date palm) is the source of this 704-nucleotide messenger RNA. RefSeq lists its product as uncharacterized. The record is from RefSeq and is a predicted model, not a curated record. Lineage: Eukaryota; Viridiplantae; Streptophyta; Magnoliopsida; Arecales; Arecaceae.
AGGAUCCGAACCGGUCUGCCUGACCCGCUUACAGCUCUCCCCCAUGCUCCGUUCCCAUAUUUUCCUCAAGUCCUCUUUGCUCCGAAGAGUGCUUUGAAGAGUGAGGGCUGCCUAGGGUAUUUUCUAGGGUUUUCUUUUGAGAGCGAUGGCCCUGACCAACUUCAUCCUGACGGUGGUCGGCGUCAGCGCCGCCGUCCUCCUCCUCCGCAGCGACGUCAAGCAGUCCGCCACCAUCUUCCGCCGCAACGUCCGCCAAAUCCGCCAGUGGCUCGAGGAGGAAUCCACCUCUGCCGCCAAGUCUGCGGAGCGAACAGCUCCCAAAGAAUUGGAUUCGCAAGCUCCGAAGAAAGACAUUCCCAAGGAAGAGAAGCAUUAGAAUAUCAUGUAAUCUUCAUAGGUUUAUAGACAAGGAUCAAACAAAUAGCAUGCACAAAUUGUUUGUGAAUUGUGAUAAGAAUAGUUGUAGGUUUUUGAUCAAAAGAUUGAUAUACAAAAACUAGAAUCACUUGUUUUCUGAGGGUUUUGGCAAUCAUGCUUUGUUCACUUGAACAUGUGAAAUUUUCAUGAGGUGCAGGUUUGUUAAUGUUAUGUGGACUGUGCAUAGAGCUGUUGAUGCCCAACUUAUAUAAUGUUUGGAUGGAUACGAUGUUGAAAACCAAUUUGAGAAUGUUGAAAACUGAAAUACAUAGUUCUCAGUUACAAAA